GGGGACGCAGCGAGAACACGCGCCUGGGCUCCGGCCCCUGCGCAGAGGCCGUGUCACGUGGUCCCCGCGCUCGAGCCCCGCCCUCGGACCACGUGACCCGCGCUGUCCCGCUGCCGGGCUUGGGGGUCUGCGGCUUGGAGGGCGUUUGCACAGGCCUUUAGGACUCCUCAUGCUGCCCCCAGCCAACAGGCCCUCACCAUGCAUAUAAGGAAGCAGCUCUGCUCCCACUCCGUGGUUGGGGUCUGCACCCUCAUCUCCUUGUCUACAGCUGUCCUUCUUGGCCAUAUCAUGCUCCGUAACUUACUGCUGCUUCCCCAAGACCCUCCUGAGUCCUCCCCAGAACUGUGGAGGACUUACAGGCCGCACCAUCAGGAAGGUUAUGGGCCGGGACCCCGGCACACCCAGGAGCACCCCGACCAGCCUGGAGCGGUGCCUGCACAGUGUGAUGUACCCCCCAGCAGCCGCUUUGACUGUGCUCCAGACAGGGGCGUGUCCCGGGAGGAGUGCGAGGCCCGAGGCUGCUGCUACAUCCCGGCAGAGCAGGUGUCCCCCAUGGGGCAGCCGUGGUGUUUCUUCCCCCCCGGCUACCCAAGCUACCGGCUGGAGAACCUCAGCUCCACAGACACGGGCUACACAGCCACUCUGACCCGUGCCGGCCCCACCUUCUUCCCAAAGGACGUGCUGACCCUACAGCUGGACAUGCUGAUGGAGACCGAGAGCCGCCUCCACUUCACGAUCAAAGAUCCCACUAAGGAGCGCUAUGAAGUUCCCCUGGAGACCCCACGUGUCCUGAGCCGGGCGCCAUCCCCUCUUUACAGCGUGGACUUCUCAGAAGAGCCCUUUGGCGUGAUCCUGCGCAGGAAGCUUGAUGGCCGAGUGCUGCUGAACACAACCGUGGCCCCCCUGUUCUUCGCCGACCAGUUCCUGCAGCUCUCCACUUCGCUGCCCUCGCAGCACAUCACAGGCCUGGCCGAGCACCUCAGCCCGCUCAUGCUCAGCACUGAGUGGACCCGGAUCACGCUCUGGAACCGGGAUAUGGCGCCCUUGCCAGGUGCCAACCUGUACGGGUCACACCCUUUCUACCUGGCCCUGGAGGACGGUGGCUCGGCUCAUGGUGUCUUCCUGCUGAACAGCAAUGCCAUGGACGUGGUCCUGCAGCCCAGCCCGGCCCUGACCUGGAGGUCAACAGGUGGGAUCCUGGAUGUGUACGUGUUCCUAGGCCCAGAGCCCAAGAGCGUGGUGCAGCAGUACCUGGACGUUGUGGGAUACCCCUUCAUGCCUCCAUACUGGGGCCUGGGCUUCCACCUCUGCCGCUGGGGCUACUCCUCCACCGCCAUUGUCCGCCAGGUGGUGGAGAACAUGACCAGUGCACGCUUCCCCCUGGACGUGCAGUGGAACGACCUGGACUACAUGGAUGCCCGCAGGGACUUUACCUUCAACCAGGACGGCUUUGCAGACUUCCCAGACAUGGUGCGCGAGCUCCACCAGGGUGGCCGGCGGUACAUAAUGAUUGUGGACCCCGCCAUCAGCAGCUCGGGCCCUGCUGGGAGCUACCGGCCCUAUGACGAGGGUCUUCGGAGGGGCGUGUUCAUCACCAAUGAGACUGGGCAACCACUGAUUGGGAAGGUUUGGCCUGGAUUCACCGCCUUCCCCGAUUUCACCAACCCUGAGACCCUUGACUGGUGGCAGGACAUGGUCUCUGAGUUCCAUGCCCAGGUGCCCUUCGAUGGAAUGUGGAUCGACAUGAACGAACCAUCCAACUUCGUCAGAGGCUCUCAGGAGGGCUGCCCUGACAACGAACUGGAGAACCCACCGUAUGUGCCUGGCGUGGUUGGUGGGGACUUGCAGGCAGCCACCAUCUGUGUCUCCAGCCACCAGUUCCUCUCCACACACUACAACCUCCACAACCUGUAUGGCCUGACUGAAGCCAUCGCCUCCAGCAGAGCCCUAGCGAAGGUUCGGGGAACACGACCCUUUGUGAUCUCCCGUUCAACCUUCGCUGGCCACGGCCAAUACGCUGGCCACUGGACAGGUGAUGUGUGGAGCUCCUGGGAGCAUCUCUCAUACUCUGUGCCAGAAAUCCUGCAGUUUAACCUGCUGGGUGUGCCGCUGGUCGGGGCAGACAUCUGUGGCUUCCAGGGAAACACGUCAGAAGAGUUGUGUGUGCGCUGGACCCAGCUGGGGGCCUUCUACCCCUUCAUGCGGAACCACAAUGACCAGAAAAGCAUGCCUCAGGAGCCAUACAGGUUCAGUGAGACGGCACAGCAGGCCAUGAGGAAGGCCUUGAGUUUGCGCUAUGCCCUUCUGCCCUACCUGUAUACCCUCUUCCAUGGCGCCCACGUCAGAGGAGACACAGUGGCCCGGCCCCUCUUCUUGGAGUUUCCUGAGGAUCCCAGCACCUGGUCUGUGGAUCGCCAGCUCCUGUGGGGGUCGGCCUUGCUCAUCACACCUGUGCUUGAGCCUGGGAAAACUGAAGUGACCGGCUACUUCCCCAAGGGCACGUGGUACAACCUGCAGAUGGUGCCGGUGGAGGCCCUUGGCAGCCUCCCGCCUCCUUCAUCAGCCUUCAGACCUGCUGUCCGCAGCAAGGGGCAGUGGCUGACGCUGGAGGCCCCACUGCAUACCAUCAAUGUGCACCUGAGGGAAGGGUACAUCAUCCCACUGCAGGGUCCCGGCCUCACGACCACGGAGUCCCGAAAGCAGCCCAUGGCUCUGGCUGUGGCAUUGACAGCAAGCGGCGAGGCCUGUGGGGAGCUGUUCUGGGAUGAUGGGGAGAGCCUGGGGGUCUUGGAGCAUGGGGACUACAUGCUAGUCACCUUCUUAGCCAAGAACAAUACCAUUGUGAACAAGUUAGAGCAUGUGACCAAGGAAGGGGCUGACUUACAGCUGAGGAAGGUGACCAUCUUGGGAGUGACCACAGCCCCCACCCAGGUCCUUUCCAACGGUGUCCCUGUCACCAAUUUCACCUACAGCCCUGACAGCAAGCUUUUUUCUGUCUUCCAGACCCUGGCCAUCCCUGUCUCACUGCACAUGGGAGAACAGUUCCAAAUUGAUUGGUCCUAGCAGACUCUGCCUGUUUCCAGAGGCCUCUCAAGGAGGCAACGCCCUCUGGAUGGUGGCACCUGUAAGGACCCAGAGUACGGGUCUCUUGGCACAUCUUCUGAGUUUUUCCACCGUGUUGCUGCUUGUGCCCUUGAAGCACUGUCUUGGGAAAGGACAGUGCCUCACCUGCUUGACCCCAGCUGCCUGUCCCUGACACUGUGGAGAAUGUAGAGCUUGGUGCAGGGACAGCGUCAGCCAUGUGGCCCCUGCAGCUGCAACCCUACAAAGAAGGGGCAGGAAAUGUCAGCAGGACUUGAAACUUUACUGUGAAGUGCAUUUUGAAUAAAAGGGGCAUUUGGAACCAGCUCUCACAUGAUGUCUUCACAACACCCUCAGGUCCCCAGAAUCACCUGAGGUUUGUCACCUGUCCUAGAACUCCCCACCCCUGAGUUAGCAAGAGAAUGUCCUGCUGGGGCUGGGCAGGGACUUCCAGAGUGGGACCUGAGCCCUCAGCCCUAGGCAAAGAUCUGUCUGCAGGCUCCCUGGCAAGCCCAGCGACAAGAAAGGUGUUUUAUGUCAAGGGGUUGAUGGGCUGAGUGAGGCUCAGCAGUCAGCCCACUUCUGUGAGCCACUGGCUGGAUCACUGUUUACUGUCCGCAGCAGUCUCCGCCAGGGUCACCGGAGCCUCCUGUUAGGCACUUGGCUCCCAGGGAUCCUGUGGAGAGGCGGUCAGGGUAGUAAUUACCACGGGCUCUUGGGGUCCUAGAGAGCGGAGGCACUUGGGCCACCCCCUGUGGAGUGAGCCUCUCUAUCUGGUGUUUCCAUCUUGUUUUCCUCCACGUGGAAGGGCGGCGGACAGGAAGGCAGGCUCUCUAGGUGUCCAGAAAGAAGGAAGUCAAGGAGAGGCUAGUCCCAUUGGCAGAGGCCUAAGGUUUGCUCACAGUGGCCCACACUGCGUGAUCAUGGCAUGAUCCACGGCAAAUGUCUGAGGUAGCUUUAGCACUCCAUCUGGGACUGUGCCACCUGUCCCUGUGACGGCACACGGAUGGACAAGUGAUUAAAAGAGAAAUCAGUCAAAAGCUGGCUUUGUGUUCAUGGUUUAUACAUCUUCUGGAAUGUCAUAUAAAUGAGAUCUAGGAUUCAGCAUGACUCUUCCACGUUGGUAGGUGGUAAUGGCUCUGCCCGUUUUCCCGUUUUCUCAUUCCAAUAUUUCCUCAUAGAGGGAAGCUCAUUAAGGUUCCAGAAGCUCCUAAACCAAGAUGUAUAGGGCCUCCCAAGUUCCUUAGCAGUAAGACUCUGAACGGGAUACUCUCCACCUGGCUGAGCUGGCUUUCAGUCUGUGGGGUCCAGGGUUGCAGGCCUCACACGUGCUGGGGUGGGCUUCUCUGUAACAGAGCUGCUUCAUGUCUUGUAUUCUGUCAGUAACCCCAAUAAACUCAAGGCUUCAUUAAGCUAGA
Molecule: messenger RNA, 4499 nt
Organism: Meriones unguiculatus (Mongolian gerbil)
Lineage: Eukaryota; Metazoa; Chordata; Mammalia; Rodentia; Muridae
Gene: Gaa
Product: alpha glucosidase
Exons: 20
Coding region: 199-3063 (954 amino acids)
Biological process (GO): lysosome organization; glycogen catabolic process
Cellular component (GO): lysosomal membrane
Molecular function (GO): alpha-1,4-glucosidase activity; carbohydrate binding
Source: RefSeq, a predicted model, not a curated record